CUUCCUGCGAGACGAAAACCGUGCCAAGCUUUAGUUUGAAGGUAGUGCAUUUCAGAUCAAACAGCAAGAGAAUAGCACGCGCUUUGAGGAGGGAGAUAAAACACAAAUACUUUAAAUCUUUCUUCCUGUCAGUCCACACGGAUAUACUUUCUAACCACGGAUUCAAAGGUGGAGAACGUUUUUUCUUCUCUACCCUUGCAUUUCUUUAAAAAAGAAAUGGAAGAGAGUUCAAGUUCUCCCGUCUCCCCAGUGGAUAGCCUAGUGACCAGCGAGGAGGAGUUGGACAGACAACAGAAACGGUUUGGAAGAAAGAGGAGACACAGUAAAAAGUCCAGCGAGGACAGCAGUCCGGGCUCCGUUAAACGGAGCAAAAAACCGAGCCCAAGCCGUACUCAGUCAUAUGAGGAGCUGCAGAACCAGAGGGUGCUGGCCAACGUCAGGGAGAGGCAAAGGACUCAAUCGCUCAACGAAGCCUUCGCGUCUUUGCGAAAGAUUAUCCCCACGCUACCGUCGGAUAAACUCAGCAAGAUACAGACGCUCAAACUCGCAUCCAGAUACAUUGAUUUCCUUUAUCAGGUGCUGCAAAGCGACGAGAUGGACAGCAAGAUGUCGAGCUGUAGCUACGUUGCGCACGAAAGACUCAGUUAUGCCUUUUCGGUGUGGAGAAUGGAAGGCGCGUGGUCGAUGUCUGCGUCCCACUAGCAGCAGAGACGUCCAUGCCAUGCCAACGGACUGUUUACUUCCACUAAUUUUGAAGACGCCAAAGGAUUUAUUGAAGAACCUGUUAACCUCAAGAGACGUUAUGUAAUUCACAGCAACGGACGCGAGGACUUGAAGUACUAUCGUGCAUCAAGAACGACAUGAAGAGAGGAACUCAUUUUUCAACCAUACCUAGAUCAAGAAAAAGUAGCCGACGUCUCCUGCGUCCAUCAAUACAUUUAAUCGUUUUCACAAGUUAUUCCUAAAUGUCGUUAUGGUGAUAGUACCAGAAAGCCAUCUGUUAUCUUUAAUGAAACUAUAUUUCUUUUUUUUAAUCUCUAAAUAGAAGAGUUUUAUAUUAUAUAUAAAUGCGUGUGUGUCUGUGUGCGUGCGCUCGCGAAAAAUCUCGAAAAGUAAUGUACAUAAUGCUACCUGUGAGUUUCGUCAUCUUUUAAAGGGACCAAUGCAAUUUAGAGCGAUACAUUUUUGAAGUACGCUGCAUGGAUUAUUGCCUUAGUUUGAUUUUUUUCUAAGCAACAAUCUCAGUUUCCGUCCAUUACAUUGUGCUUAUUUAUUAAACAU
Molecule: messenger RNA, 1281 nt
Organism: Electrophorus electricus (electric eel)
Lineage: Eukaryota; Metazoa; Chordata; Actinopteri; Gymnotiformes; Gymnotidae
Gene: twist2
Product: twist2
Biological process (GO): developmental process; regulation of transcription by RNA polymerase II
Molecular function (GO): protein dimerization activity; RNA polymerase II transcription regulatory region sequence-specific DNA binding; DNA-binding transcription factor activity, RNA polymerase II-specific
Source: RefSeq, a predicted model, not a curated record